Molecule: messenger RNA, 1918 nt
Organism: Oryzias melastigma (Indian medaka)
Lineage: Eukaryota; Metazoa; Chordata; Actinopteri; Beloniformes; Adrianichthyidae
Exons: 13
Coding region: 224-1291 (355 amino acids)
Biological process (GO): phosphatidylserine catabolic process; monoacylglycerol catabolic process
Cellular component (GO): endoplasmic reticulum membrane
Molecular function (GO): phosphatidylcholine lysophospholipase A1 activity; monoacylglycerol lipase activity
Source: RefSeq, a predicted model, not a curated record
GCCAGAUUAGUGUAACGGCGAGUUCUUCUUAAGGUGGAUUCAGGGGGUAUUGUGUUAAAAUACCUGACAGCUUAAGCAGUGCUACCUUAACGAAACCAAUCCUACCAGUCCUCGCAUUUUAGCGAUAAAAGUUGCUCAAAGUCCAAAAAGGCAGGAAUUGUGAGGUGUGUUUCUUCGUGGACGUGGAAAACUGCUGUGUUUUCAGUCCUGGUGACGUAAAACUAUGAAGAGAAGAAACGUCAAACAGAAACCGUCUGCUUCCAAACCGAACAGAACCCGGAACUCCGGCAGAAAAGAGAAGAAAGAACGGUUCCACCCGUGGAUCAAAUGGGGGUUACUGGCUGCCUUUGUUGUCUUCAUUGCGAUGCCUGUCACACUGAUAGUGAUGCCGGAAAUAAUUCAGCAGCUUGUGUACAAGUACAGACUCAAAGUGCCGUUCUUCGUGGAUCUGAGCCGGCCUGCUGACUUCUCCCUUAAUCACACCAUCAACAUGUAUCUAACCACAGAGGAAGGAAUUUCCCUCGGUGUGUGGCACACAGUCCCUGCACACCGCUGGGAAGAGGCUCAAGGGAAGGACCUCGCUUGGUACCAGAACUCUUUAAAUGAUGGAAGUCCCGUUUUCAUAUAUUUUCACGGCAACACACUCACAAGAGCAGCUCUACACCGAGUGGGAGUGGCUAAAUUACUGAGUGCGCUUGGUUACCAUGUGGUGGUUCCUGACUACAGAGGUUUUGGAGAUUCCACAGGAGAGCCAUCAGAGUCCGGUCUCACCACGGACGCCAUCUACUUGUACAACUGGGUCAAAGCACGCAGUGGAGACAGCCUUGUUGUCAUCUGGGGUCAUUCUCUCGGCACUGGGGUGACCACCAACACGGCGGUCAAACUUUUGGACCAAGGUGUGGUCUUUGAUGGCGUGAUCCUGGAAGGAGCGUUCAACAGCCAACGACAGCAGAUACCGUAUGAUCCUUUCACCUGGUAUUACUGCAAAUUACCAAGUUUGGAAACCCUUUGUUACAUGUUUGCAAAGCCACUAGCAAACGAUAAGAUCAUGUUCCCCUCUGAACAAAAUUUGAAGAAAAUGAAGAGUCCAAUACUUUUCCUUCAUUCAGAGGAUGAUCAUUUAGUUCCCAUUGAAAUUGCUCAUCAGACUUAUGAAGUGGCUGCAAAAGCGCAGAGUUCAGACCGAGUCAAGCUGGUGACAUUUGAUGGUUCUCUGGGAUAUCUGCACAACGGCUUAUACCGAGACCCCAAACUGCCAGGCAUCAUAAAGGAGUUUGUUUUGUCGUUAUAAAGUUGGAGAGAUGUGACUGAAGAAAGAAAGCUCAGGACUGCUGAUGUCAUCUGACCAAGCACUGCAUUUUUAUGCUGCAUUUUUUUCAUCAUGUUUUGAAUUGAUUACUUUUAAUUGCUGUUUUUGUAAUAAUUACCACUACUGGAGACUAGAUCUUAUUGGGUUGUAAAUCCACAAUACAGAUAAUAAGAUGAAAAUAAAAUUUCUAGAAUGAUUUAAUAUCUUAAAUAUGUGUUUUCUCCUUCUGCUUUCUAAACUUGAGAGUUCACAGAAGAAAAAAAUGUUGAGAUUGUGCAACUAGAACACAAUAUUUAUAUAUAUGAGAAAGAAAAUGAUUAAAAAAAACUAUUAUUCUAAAACAGGGAAAUUCAAAAUGUAGGAAAUACUCAUUCAAGAUUUCCUUUUACCUUCGGAAAACCUGGGAAACUGGUUUGAAGCUUCAUUUAAACUUGUGUUUUUUUAAGCAUUAAAUCAACUUCUGUUUUGUUUGAGAGGAAGUAGCUAUGAAGCAGGAACUGUCACACAAUGCAUUUGAUCAUUCUAUAAUUGAAUUAAUGCUGAUAUCUUUAUAUAUGCAAACUCUGUGAUAUGCUGAUCGCAUUAAAUGUGUCAUUGUGGCUGAGGAAA